GGCCAUACAGCCGAUGUCCGCUGUUGUUGGCUGGUGUUCAUUCAUGAUUAAAAAACAAAAAAUUUAAUCUGCAAAAAAGCUGCUCAUUGGCAUCCGGUCGUCAUAUCACGGCAAGAGGUGUGUCUACUGGCUGCUUUAUUGUUGUUUGGAUGUGGACGUUGGAUUCUUUGUAAUAUGUAUCUCGUUGACAAGUUGGACUUUCCAAAUGAGUUCCGGAUUGUACACUACUAGCACUAAUAACCUUGACUUUUUACGCCAAUUUCGACCGUUCUUUUACCUACAAUUCUGUCUUUCUGACCUCUAUACUUUGUGUUUACGAAUACACUUUUACGAUUAAAGCGCACCCUCCUGCAUAUAACCGAAUAACGCAUUAUGUCGGAUACUCAUUCCAGUGACGAGCGAAACCCAAAGAAAAUCAAAAUGACUAAAGGUAUGCAGUUAUUUCGAGGAAUCAAGAGAACUAUGGCUACCUUGGCUCAAGGAGGACCGAUUCAAGUCGGUGCCACCGUGCCCAGUGUGACUUUCAAGUGCCGAGUGCGUGAUGCCGAGUUGAAGGCUAAGGGAGAGGAGAACCCCUUCGCGUGGAAGGAUGUGACUUCAGAGGAUCUUUUCAAGGGAAAGCGAAGCGUUAUCUUCUGCCUUCCCGGGGCUUUUACGCCCACUUGUUCAUCCACACAUGUCCCCGGCUAUGAGAAGAAAUACGAAGAGCUAAAGGCUGCUGGCAUUGAUGAAGUAUAUUGCUUUUCGGUCAACGAUGCUUUUGUUAUGAGACAGUGGGGUCUAAAGCUGGGCCUAACUGAGGACAUGGAAACAGGUAACUUCAAGAAUGUCAAGCUCAUUCCCGAUGGAGCGGCUCUAUUCACCCGUGGUAUGGGACUCAACUGUGUGUGGGAAGUUGAGAGAGGUUUCGGAGAACGUUCAUGGAGAUACAGUGCACUGAUUAACGACAUGAAGGUCGAGGCUAUCAACAUCGAACCCGGUUUCGUGAACAGUGAAGAAACUCGUGACUUUGGCCCUGAUCCUUUCGAGGUCUCAGAUGCCGACACAAUGCUUAAGACCAUCAAUGCUCUUAAGGAGGAGUAAAUGGCGCAGUGUACGCUUGAAUGUGUAACGUGCGCAUGCGUGGUGAAUACACCACUUUACUGAAAGGUUCCGUUGAACCAAUGAUUAUCAGAAAUUGUUCGAGCGUUGCCUAGUACUUAUAUCCGGCGCUCUGUCUCUGUAGUCCGGCUGCUAUUUAUGUAUACGGGAUGAUAAGUGCCUUGGGAAUAGAAAUAGAGGAAACAGUAUCUCUUUCUACGAUCGUGGACUGUACUAAAUAAAUCAGUCUGUUUUUGACAGGCAAUCAACUUAUAGAAGUAUCGAUUUUGUUAAUCCGGUAGGAUGUGUGUAAUGCACCAUAAGUUACUACUAAUGACGGCGUAAAGGUUUGUUGCCCAAAAGAAUAUUUAAAAUGAUUACUAUUUCGGACAAAUGGA
Messenger RNA from Sphaeroforma arctica JP610, 1478 nucleotides. RefSeq lists its product as hypothetical. Bases 373 to 1083 code for a protein of 236 amino acids. The record is from RefSeq and is a predicted model, not a curated record. Gene Ontology annotation, cellular component: cytoplasm. Gene Ontology annotation, molecular function: thioredoxin peroxidase activity. The transcript is spliced from 3 exons. Gene Ontology annotation, biological process: hydrogen peroxide catabolic process; cell redox homeostasis; cellular response to oxidative stress. NCBI's taxonomy places the organism in Eukaryota, Ichthyosporea, Ichthyophonida.